CCAAUGUACACAUUACUCUAUUCUCUCUGUAUCUGUAUCUCCUUCAUUUAUGUUCCACCAUCCGUGCAUCAACAUUCUCCAGGUUUGUUAUAGAUUUUGGAUUUGUUCUUCAGCCUUCUCAAGCCUUCUCCAGCUUAAACAGGCAUUGGAGGUUACUUCAUCCUUGCAUGAAGAUGCAAACUUCAAAGACUUUAAAGCUUUAGUUAAAUGUGAAGAUCCUAAUGCUAAUUUGUAUACUUUUGUUGGAAGUAUGGAAUAUGAAGAACAACAGAAUCCUCUUUCUCCCCAGCAAUUACUCCUCAGAGACUCUAAAUUGCGCAACACAGAAUAUAUAUAUGGGGCUGUUAUCUUUACUGGUCAUGACACAAAGGUCAUGCAUAAUGCAACAGACCCCCCUUCUAAAAGAAGCAAAAUUGAGAGGAAGAUGAAUAGAAUCAUUUACUUCUUAUUUGCAGUUCUAUUCGCAAUUGCUUUUGUUGGAUCAAUCUACUUUGGAAUUGUGACUGAAAAGGAUCUAGAUGACAGACAUAACAGGUGGUAUCUACAACCUGAAACUUCAGACAUUUUCUUUGAUCCCAGAAGAGCUCCUGCUGCUGCCAUGUUCCAUUUUCUCACUGCUGUGAUGUUGUAUAGCUACUUGAUUCCUAUCUCCUUAUAUGUGUCAAUUGAAAUCGUUAAAGUUCUUCAGAGUAUCUUCAUUAAUAAGGAUAUUAAUAUGUACUAUGAAGAAACUGAUAAACCAGCACAUGCCCGCACCUCAAAUCUUACCGAGGAACUCGGCCAGGUUGACACAAUACUUUCUGAUAAAACUGGCACACUGACUUGUAAUUCAAUGGAGUUUGUCAAGUGCUCCGUGGCUGGUACUGCUUAUGGACGUGGUAUUACAGAAGUUGAAAAGGCCAUGGCUAAGAGGAAUGGAUCUCCACUGGUGAGGAUGGUGUUGUUACUUCUAGGAAGUCCACCGUUAAAGGUUUCAAUUUUGAAGACGAAAGAAUCAUGAAUGCGAGUUGGCUUUUUGAGCCUCAUUCAGAUGUAAUACAAAAGUUCUUCCGUUUGUUAGCAGUUUGUCAUACAGUCAUACCAGAAGUAGAUGAAGUUACAGAACAAAAAAUGAGAAGGUAUGUGCAGGUUUGGACAAUGCGAUGAGAUGUGUUGUAAGAGUCCUGUUCUGAAGGAUUAACAAUGGAGUGUUUAUAUUGUUCGUGCCCCUGACUCUACUUGCUAUGUGAGGUACCGCAUCACUGAAGGAGUAAAUCUUCCUUUCCGUGUAUUACCAACUAUCAAAGAAUUAGGCCGUACACGUAUGGAAGUGAAUGUUAAGGUUAAGAGUGUGUUUGGUGCAAAAAUAUUUGCUCUUGGAGUAGUUACUAAAAUUCCAGUGCCAAAGCAAACUGCUAAAACAAACUUCCAGGUGACGUCAGGGAGAGCAAAGUAUAAUGCAGCCAUUGACUGUUUGGUUUGGAAGUGAGUAAUCUAUUGCUUAAUCACGAUUGGCGUAUUUCUUGAAGAUGUGGUCAAGGAUAGUGGAACCUUCUUAGUUUUGUUUGUCUAUUAGUUUACCUGGACAAUAGAAUAAGAGUAUAAUUCAAUGUUAAUAGUUCUCCUCCUCUAUUGUGGCUAAUUGGAGGAGUUAAAUUUACUUGGGGCGAGCUGAGUGUAAUAUAAAAUAAUCAAGAUGGAGGAGGAUAGUUUCACUAGGUUUUGGUUUUAUACUGAAUCCUAUGUGUUUAUAUCUUCCCAAUUGUUUUUCUUUUUUGUGUUAAAAAAGGGACAUCCCGGUGCACAAAACAUCCAGCGUUCAUGCAGGGUCAGGGGAUGGCCACAUCCCAAGGGUUGUGAUGUAGAUACCCUACCUCAAUGUAAGCAUUAGUGGCUAAUUCCACGGCUUAAACCCGUGACCUAGGUAGGUCACACAGAGACAACUCUUAGUUUUUUAUGUUAGUUAUGUUAAAAUUCAUUUUAUUAACAUGAUAGUAUUAAAAGUUUCAACUUUGAUCUAA
Solanum pennellii is the source of this 2000-nucleotide messenger RNA. RefSeq names its product putative phospholipid-transporting ATPase 9. NCBI's taxonomy places the organism in Eukaryota, Viridiplantae, Streptophyta, Magnoliopsida, Solanales, Solanaceae. The coding region runs from base 50 to 1000 and encodes 316 amino acids. The record is from RefSeq and is a predicted model, not a curated record. Gene Ontology annotation, molecular function: ATPase-coupled intramembrane lipid carrier activity; nucleotide binding. The transcript has 6 exons. Gene Ontology annotation, cellular component: plasma membrane. Gene Ontology annotation, biological process: phospholipid translocation.